GGCUUGCUAUGCCGCCCCUGAACAUCACCCCGGCGCAGUUCGCGCAGCUCCUGCGGGACAACAACGUGACCCGGGAGCAGUUCAUCGCCCUGUACGGGCUGCAGCCGCUGGUCUACAUCCCGGAGCUGCCCGGCCGCACCAAGCUGGCCUUCGUGCUCCUCUGCGCGCUCAUCUUCGCCCUGGCGCUCUUCGGCAACGGCCUGGUGCUCUACGUGGUGGCCCGCCGCAAAGCCAUGCGCACCGUCACCAACAUCUUCAUCUGCUCGCUGGCGCUCAGCGACCUGCUCAUCGCCUUCUUCUGCGUCCCCUUCACCCUUCUGCAGAACAUCUCCAGCAACUGGCUGGGGGGUGUCUUUGCCUGCAAGAUGGUGCCAUUUGUCCAAUCCACUGCAAUUGUUACUGAGAUUCUCACAAUGACUUGCAUUGCUGCAGAAAGACAUAACGGGAUUGUGCAUCCAUUAAAAAUGAAAUGGCAGUACACCAACAGAAGAGCAUACACAAUGCUUAGCAUAGUCUGGUUGGUGGCAGCUAUUGUUGGGUCUCCUAUGUGGCAUGUGCAGCGACUGGAGAAUAAAUAUGACUUCCUUUAUGAAAAGGAGUAUGUUUGCUGCUUGGAAGAAUGGGCCAGUCCUGUUCAUCAAAAGAUAUAUGCAACUUUCAUAUUGGUCAUCCUCUUUCUUCUCCCACUUAUGCUGAUGCUGUUGCUGUACAGUAAGAUUGGCUAUGAGCUCUGGAUUAAGAAAAGAAUUGGAGAUGCUUCUGUUCUGCAAACUAUGCAUGGGAACGAAAUGUCUAAAAUAUCACGGAAGAAGAAACGAGCAAUUAUUAUGAUGGUGACUGUCGUGGUUUUGUUUGCAGUCUGCUGGGCUCCUUUUCAUGUAAUUCACAUGAUGAUAGAAUACAGUAAUUUUGAAAGCGAGUAUGAUGAUGUCACCAUUAAGAUGGUAUUUGGUAUAGUUCAGAUAAUUGGAUUUUCCAAUUCCAUUUGCAACCCCAUUGUUUAUGCCUUUAUGAAUGAGAACUUCAAGAAAAACUUCGUCUCUGCAAUCUGCUUCUGCAUUAUGAAACAGAGCCUGUCUCCUUCCAGGCGACAUGGACAUUUGGGAAUUACAGCGCUGAAACGCAAGGAAGGUGUCUGUAAGAGAGAGCCCACCUACUCCGAUGAGAGCAGAAGGGAAGCAUUCAGUGAAGGGAACAUUGAAGUCAAAUUCUGUGAUCAGGCCUUUGCCAAAAAGAAUUCCAGUCGGCACCUUGCUUUAUUUACAUCUGAACUCACUGGGUCCUCUUAACUUGGACAUUAGUAUAA
This is a messenger RNA of Euleptes europaea (tarantolino), 1306 nucleotides long. RefSeq names its product pyroglutamylated RFamide peptide receptor (gene QRFPR). Gene Ontology annotation, cellular component: membrane. Bases 9 to 1289 code for a protein of 426 amino acids. Gene Ontology annotation, molecular function: peptide binding; neuropeptide Y receptor activity. Gene Ontology annotation, biological process: G protein-coupled receptor signaling pathway. The transcript has 6 exons. Lineage: Eukaryota; Metazoa; Chordata; Lepidosauria; Squamata; Sphaerodactylidae. The record is from RefSeq and is a predicted model, not a curated record.